This is a messenger RNA of Trichobilharzia regenti, 204 nucleotides long. The record is from the annotation of a GenBank genome assembly. NCBI's taxonomy places the organism in Eukaryota, Metazoa, Platyhelminthes, Trematoda, Strigeidida, Schistosomatidae.
AUGUCCUAUGUCCCGAUAACCACAUAUCGUGUGGACGAAGCACGUGUACCACGUGUUUAUUGUUCAUCAAGUGGGAUUACGUCAGAGAAUCUAUUAUCGGGAUCUGAUAUAGUUAAUCCUCCAACUUCACAAAAUGAUGAAAUGCCUUCAAAAAGAAGUAGACAUUCGACUUUACCGGUGGAGAUUAGAGAAGAAACACGUCGA